AUGGAGGACGAGCUGAUCGCCCAGCGCGAUGCGGCCAUCGCCGUGACCAAGGAGCUGCAGCGACAGCUACAAACGCACCGUGAGGAGGUGGAGAGGACCUUCGAGCGACGCACGCUAAACGCGGAGAGGCUGCGGCUGCACGCGGAGGAGAAGCUACGGCGGGCAGUGGAAGACCGCGACUGGAGCGAGAGCUGCUGCCGGCGCUUGUUGGCGCUUGCUUUGUUCCUGAGCUGCGGUGGUGCCGUUGUGGGAUGGGCUUUGGGGCUACUGGUAUUGGUAGCGGUGGGUGAGCCGCUCGUGGGCUUCCUGUUAGUGCUGCCCGGCAUGGCGCUGGGUACUUUGACAGGGCUAGCAAUAGCCAAGACUAAGAUUCAACUGGAAACAAGACGUCGAGAUGCCAGGAACAGAGAAGCCAAACGCCAUUCAGAGGUGGAAAUGGCCGUCAACAGCGGAAUAGGAGAAGAGGACGCACCACUGGAGCCACUGGAGGGCGUCCCGGGCAUGGAGGACGUCGCGGAGAAGAAUGCUCGGCAGGCGGAAUUGGACAGGGCAAAGGAAGCAGCGGAGGACAAGCAGGCGGUAGCGGGGUCCAGAUCGCUGUUGGGCAUGGGCUGGAACGCGGCGUGGUUCACAUUACAGACAUCCAAGGACAUUGCAGUGGGGUUGUACCACGGAGGAGAUUAUGUGCGAAGCAUCUUGUAUCCGCCAGAAGACAAACAGAAGAAGGACAAGUAGCGAGUGGAGGAAUCCACAGUGGAUGGGUGUGCGAUGAUAAAACUUUUAUUAUAAAAGGACGCUGCGUGUUGGAUGCAGCAAAUCUAACUUCGUGCGAGGAGGCCGAA
This is a messenger RNA of Phytophthora nicotianae INRA-310, 842 nucleotides long. RefSeq lists its product as hypothetical. The coding region runs from base 1 to 735 and encodes 244 amino acids. The record is from RefSeq and is a predicted model, not a curated record. Lineage: Eukaryota; Oomycota; Peronosporomycetes; Peronosporales; Peronosporaceae. The transcript has a single exon.